AAUAAGUACAGGGGUGUUCAAAGAUAAUCCGUCAUAGAUCUAUUGCAAAGCAAUUAUUGGAUUUACCUGUAUUGGAAAAAAACAGUGUUGAUUGUAUUGAGGUCAACUGCAGCCACAUUAUCAAAGUUUAUUUGUACAAACUUGUCCAUCUCAAUUUUUUCUGCAAAUCAGGUAUAUUCACCAUCAUGGAAAUACAAAAGAAUACAGUUAUUUUGUGGUGUGUCUUUAAAUUUUUAUCCAUGAAAACAAUGUAAUUUCGAUCAUCAACCUCCGUUUGAAAUGAUUACCAAAAAAAAAAAAAGAAAAAAAGUCUUAUAAAAGUAUUAAUAUAUCUUUAGAAAAUUUAUAGAGUUUAUGAUAAUAAUUUUGUCAAAAAUUACUUUAGACGUGAACCUUGUAUGCGUGGCCUGACAGCUGUUUGUUUAACAGAUACAGCCUGGGGUAUUGUACUACAAAGGAGUCACAAUAGUCAGUGAUGAUCUCUUUAGUUUUGUAAAGACGUUUCUGUCCGCAUCAAUGACUACCUCCGGGCAUAAUAUUUCAACUGUGACACAACAAAAUUUUUAUACAACUUUCACAAUCUAUAUACAUGAUUUAUACAGUAAUUUAGAUGUAUUAGUGAAUUUUGUGAUUUAUAUUAUAUAUGGAACCUAUAUAUGGAAAGCAUAAUUUUGAAGAUUAAAUUGGAUUUAAUAGGGUAAACAUACAACAAAUGGUGCAAAUGUAAGAAAGUGUUGAAUUAGUUAUCCAGUUAUUUCAUCAAGUGUUUGUAAGUGCUUAUAAAUUGUAUAAAUGCUUAUAAAUUGUAUAAAUUUAUUGGCUACAUUUAUUUCAUCUUGAAAUACUUUAUCGAAUGACCUAUUUCAGGUUUCUUGUCAUAAAUUGAGUUCAAUAUCUUAUGCGCUAUUGAAAUAUGUUACCUUAUUAUACUUCAAAACUGGGACAUUUACGAGAGGGAGCUUUAUAAGGUAUUUGGUGUGUCAGAUUGAUGCAGUGAUUGCUGUAGACUAUACAAGGGAGACAGAAUGCGGGAAGAGCAAUCCUGAUGUUAAGAGGUGGUGAUUGCAGACAAGGUUAGAGGAUGAGAGAUGGGUGACGUGUUGCUACAGUAUGUAAUCCCAUGUCUUCUAGUGUUCAUACCCACAACCUCAAGUUUCAGUUUUGGAAGCAGCGGUAGCGGAGUGGUUCUUCCAAAUGACCCGUAUAUUUAUAUUGGUAAGAAUCUGACCCUGACAUGUAACCUGACAAAAUACGAUGAGGUAUACAACUCUAACUACCUGAGCUUCUCACGGAAAAAUGAUGAAGUUAUUCCAUCAAGGUACAUCACUGUGCUUUCAACAAGAUCCAUUGUACUCCGUUAUCCAAUGACAUCCUCAGAAUAUGGUGGCAACUAUCUGUGUAAACUUAACAGGACAACAGGUCGACCAGAAAUCAUUGGAACCCAGUAUGUUAUGGUUGAAUAUGAGCCUAAGCCUGUUACUGAGGUAAAAUGCCGAGUUUACAACUGGGAAAACAUGACAUGUACAUGGGAUCUCGGUGUUCAGUUCAUACACCCCAAAACUAUGGUUAUCAGUCUUGUCUGGACUAUAGCGGGGGAUUCUCAGCAUGAUUGUUUACGUCAGACAGCAACAUCGUGUUCUUGGUGGAAGAUUGAUGGAGAUGAUUCCUUCAAGCCUGGUCAGGACUACCACAUGGGUGUCAGUAUCGAAAACAAAGCAACAAAACCUUCAACUUUCUACCCAAAGAAAACUAAAGCAAUCACAGUUGAUACUUCGAAGAUAGUUGAGCCAGCUUCUGUGAAAGAUGUUACUGCAGACAAAAAUAGUACAUGUGUAUCUCUGUCUUGGAGACAUGAAAAAACACGUAGGGACAAGGUAUACAGGGUAGAUUUCAAGCAAACCACAGAUAGACACUGGCAGACAAAACAUGUAGGAGAAUCAGAAACACUGACACUUUGUGGCUUACACCCAAACACACUGUAUGAUUUCCAAGUACUGUGUAUGCCCCGACUGUUUGGGGGUAAAGAGGAAGGUUUCUGGAGCAAGCCCACACCUUUGCCUGUCAGGACAGACGAAGAUGUUCCUGCAAAAGCCCCAGAAUUGUUGCCAGGAAGUUACGUUGAGAAACCGUACCAUCACUACAACUGGAAGAGGGUUAGAAUCUACUGGAAGCGUCUAAGUACAGAAGAUGCCAAUGGUAACAUCACCUACUACCGUAUCAAGCAUCGUAAUUGUGGCACGGCUUCACAAUGGGAGACAACUCAGGUCAAGGGAGAGACUCAGGACAUUCUAACAUUGAUAGACACAGAUAGUUAUGUUAUCCGCAUUCAAGCAGCUACUUCAAAAGGACUAUCCAAAGUCUUCUCAGAAAUACGUCUUCCUGCAAAAUCUGAAAAACCAAAGGUACCAGAACACAUUGUAGAGGCCGACAAUGCAUCAAAGGAUACAAGAGUAACUAUAUCUUGGAAGCCAGUGGACACACGGUCAUCCAGUUACUGGAGAAAUCUCAUAUCAUACACUGUCUUCUGGUGUAGGGGUUCAAAACUAGAAAAUUGUCAGGAUGCUAUAAAUUCUGCUGACGUGGCUGUAACUGAAACAGAGUAUGUGCUACAUUUGCAUAGUUUUGAGAUGUAUAUGUUUGGAGUGGCAGUAAAUGCCUUGUCAACAUCAGGGGAGAUUAUCAGUAGUGGAUUUAAGUGGAAUACUUGUAUCUACAUCAAAAAUACAAAACCCGAGGUGGCACCACGAAACUUCCAUGCUGCAGUAUAUCAACCAGACAGUGCACUCAGUGUAGAGUGGGACAAAUUGUCAUGUGAGGACACUCAUGCCUACAUAAAAAGCUACAUUGUCCAUAUCUGUCCUUCAGUCAAGGGAGAAAACUGCUCAGGAGAGACAUCAACAUUCCAAGUAGACAAGGAUAAGAAUGUCUUUACAAUACAUGAUUUAGCAGAGGGUUCCCGUUACAAAGUGUGGGUGAAUGUGAGGUCAGCAGCAGGACUCGGUCCCAGAAGCAGCGUACUCUAUGGUGUUGUUGUUGACAGACGGUUGAAUGCUGGUGAAAUUGGUGGUAUAGUGGUUGGCUCCCUGUUUGUUCUUAUCAUCUUCCUGUUUAGUAUAAUAUUGUGUACACGGCAAGUGUUUAGGACAGUGAAGCAGAGAUAUUUUGUACCAGUCCCCAUAGAAAUACCUCAUACCUCUUUACCCCCAUUACCACCAAUACCGAUGCCUCCACGCCAAAACCCCCCAGACUCAGAUAGUUCAGACGGAAUUUAUGAGAAAAUUGUAGAAGGCCCGCCCAGCCCCAGCUCUUCAACUGAAUCAACCACUGGUGUAGAAGCUCCUCUCAUUAACAACAAAUGGAAAUUUUCAUCUUUAAAGCAACAUAUAUAUGGUAAAAAAGAGCGUGCCCGACACAGCAGUGACAGUGGGCGGGGCAGUCUGAGCCAAUCAGCUGACACUUUACUCAUGAGACUUCAUCCAUCUCAUCUCAGAAAGCACAAGAAAAACAAGAAAUCCAACAAGUCAGAGAGUGACUCUGGUGUAAUUGUUGAUGGGAGGGGCCAAGUUUGUACUUAUACAAACACCAGCCAAUCAGAGAAGAGCAGGGGCAAGAACAAUUGUGAUAUAAAUAUUUAUAACUUCAGUGGUGAUAACGGAAAGUUGAACUGUGGGGAAGUUAAUCCAUACAGUUGUGUUGACAUUGUGGAAAAAAUUGAUAGUAAAUCUGAACAGUUACUUAGAAAGUCGUCUUGUGAUAAAGCAGAAAUAUCAAAGUGUAAAGGGAGCACAUUAUCUUUACCACCAGGGUUGUGUAAAAUGUCAACAUUUAUGUCUCAGCCAUUAGACUAUAGAGCUCAAAGUGCUGGAGAUGACUUAGAUUUGGAACAUCGAAGACUAAGCUCAAUGAGAGAAACUAAAGAAUUUGAAUCAAGUGACAUGAAUUCUGAAGCUGGUACCCUUGACAGUGUGGAGGAUAUAGAACAUGAAACCACAGACUCAUUUAGUAGCCGAGAACCAGAAAGUUUGGUAUAUAGAUCAGAUGGAAGCCAGGUACCAGGAAUGAACUCUUACUUAAAAUUUGUUGACAGUAAGAAAAUGGAGUCAAUGGAAGAUGUGUCUCUGUUACAGUGUAACUGUGAUUGCCACAAAAACAAUGGGACACAGGUGAUGGUUGGUGAUGGUUACGUCACCGAGGCAGCCAUGAUUUCUCACUCUGAGGAUAAUUGUGAGUGUUUACGUGAGAAGGUUUCAAAUGUUCAGAGACAAGAUGAUGAUGUCCUUCAGAAAGUUUCAGGUUUACAGGAUAAAGAAAAGAAUGGAUUACGUCCGUGUAGUCAAGUGUUUAACCUUCCACCACAUUACUUUGGUUCCAUGGGAACUGUUGUAGACCCAUCCCGAACAACUGAAUUGUAAAUAACAAAACCAGCCAACAAGACAGGUCAUGUUAUACUUUAAGGGAUAAUGUUACACUUAAUCCGCUGGCUUUGUUAGAGCUUUCAUAAAACUGUAUGGAUGUACAAUGCUUGAAAAACUAGAGAAUGUGGAAAUAAUACAUUGUGCAAAGAUCUUUUUGUCACAUAUGUAUCUGUGAUUAUUUUAAAGAUUUAUACUAAUUCACACAAUCUGAUACAGCAUAAUACAGAAACAGAUCUUGAAAUAGAAAAUAGAAAAAAUGUUUUUUAAUAUAUAUAUUAUGACUACAAAUGAACAGGAAUUGAUUGUGUAUACAUUUUUUUGUGUAAACACUGAAUAGGUGACAUCAGUUCUGUAACUAUUUAAAGACACAGGCUGCAGUUUCUUGUAUGAGAGAUGGGACAAAAAAUUUCUAAUUAUAGAAUUUGUUCAAACUUUGUAUAUGAACAUAGUUUCAUGUAAGAAACAGAAAAAUGCAAAAAGCAAUCAUAGGUCACCUUGCUUGUUUAGGAGUUAUCUGCCCUUAAAACCAUUUGUGACCAUUUUUCUUCAAAUUUUCAUAUUCAAGGGCAGAUAACUCCUGAACAAGCAUGGUGACCUUCAGUUUUUUUCAUAAUUCUGUUUCUAACAUGACACUGUGUUCAUAUACAAAGUUUGAACAAAUUCUAUUAUUGGGGAUUUUUUUUUACCCCAAACUGCCAUAUGCGUCCUUAAUUAGUAAUUAUCUUCAGUGAUAUCAUGUAUUUUGUAAUGGUCACUUGUAACCACUGAUAUCACCAAAAACAGAUUAUAUCAUUUGCGAGUGAUAUCAUUUCUUUUGUUAUUUCUACAUAAAAACUAUGUUAGUAGUUCAGAUAAAAACAAUAGCAAUUUAUUAUAUUAUAUAAGCAAUUAUUCUUGAAACUUACAAGUGUUUGUUUUUUUGUUGAAAGAAAAUUGCACAGGAAUCAUGAAAUUCAUUUGUAAGAUGUUGAAUAUAUCAAGAUUCACUCUACUACUUAUCAUAAUAUUUCUUCCAAACUGAGGUCUGAAACUUAAUAAAAUAUUCUCACAUAAAAGAGAUUAAAGUUGUAAUUACUUAGAAAUAAAUUAUGGACCAAAGCUGGAUUAUUUCUGUUCUACUGUUCAUUCGGACUUGCCAUAUAUUGUAUUUAUUGUCAAAUGGCUGGCAUACAAUAGAAUGAAGCAUAGCUGUAUAUUUUUAUGUAUAAUUUGAUUGUUUAUUAUGUCAGAAUGAUGUAAUAUCUGAAGACAAUCACAUAUUUAACAAUAUAUGUUUUUGUGCCAUAUUUGGUGAAGUAGAGUAAAUAUUUGACUUGAAGUUAAUGUACGAUGUUAUAUAUUCAGCUCCACCGGUGAGAAUCGCAUAAUAUUCUGCUGUUUUGUAUCAGGUAGUUUUAAUGUAGAAAUUUACAAUAGAUAUACUUGAUGAAAAUAUGAUAUCAUGUUAUGAUUAAGGAAGACAAUAAUUUUUUUUACAAUGAACAAAUUUUCAUUUUCUUGCUUAUUUGGGUAUGUUAACCAUACAGAACAAUGUUCAGAUAUAAGAUCAGUUCAUGUUCAGAUAUAAGAUCAGUUCAUUUCUGUAUCAAUUUCUCAUCCAGUAGUUGCCUUUUCACCUUACUUUGUUUCUUUAUAGGAAUUUCUUACUAAGUUCUAAUAAUUCUUGAUAAAUCUUUUAUUAAAAUCCAAAAUCUAAAACUUUGAAAAUUUUAUUUCUGUAAGAGCUAUUGAAAUAAACCUCUUGAAUAUUAUUUAUUCUGGUCUUCAGUUCUAGAAACAGAUUCUUUAAGUGUGAUUCAUACCCUAUGUAGUAUAUGUACACAUGAAUAGAAAUAUCGCAGAAACCUUUCAACUUCUGGACUAAUUUAACGUUUUGAAUUAAAUUAUAAGUGAUACCUUUAUAUAUAACCUUUUGUCAGUGUUUUGAGAAUGUCUACUCAUAGGACAUAAAAAUAUAUAAAUAAGAAUUGCUUACUACUUGCCAACCUCCCACUCCUGUACUUUUUUUCCUGUUGUUUUUAAAAUGUAUGUUGGAAUCUUAUUGUAUAUUUAUGGAAAACGUGUUGAUGGGCAUCGGAAUGUUUUUUAAAACAUAUUUCAUUUAUUUGUGGACAGCUACUUUUUUAAAGCUUGUAGCCAUAGGCAGUUUUGCAACAACUUUUUACAUACAUACAGAAAUGAAAUUGUGAAAAUUUAAUCAGGUCAUAAAUGUUUACAUAUGUAUUUCUUAUUUAUAGUGUAUAAUUGGUACCUCAAGUAUAUUUUGCAUUUUCUGUAAUAAGUCGGAGCUUGAUGCAUGCAAGCAGUCUUCCUUUGUAUGUAACUUAUGUUGAAGCCUAUCUUUCACAAUUUAUAGCAUAAUUAAACCUUUAUAUGGCAUAAUUAAUUAUUUGGUUGUAUAAGAGAUAAGAAGUUAGCUGGAAGAUGGUUUAGCAUUGAUUCAAUCAUAAAAUUGUAUUUCUUCAGCAGUUAUUAUAAACUUAUUACACUAGUGAUAGGUUUAAAGUCACCAAUGUUUUUUUUGUGGUGACCGUGUGUCUGAAUUUCAGUCUCCAUAUAGCUGACUUUAAGUCAUUGUGUGGCUGAUUCUAGGUCAUCACAUGGCUGAUUUUAGGUCACCAUACCUUGUGACUGAUUUUAGGUCACCAUAUUGUGUGGCUGAUUUUAGGUCACCAUAUUGUGUGGCUGAUUUUAGGUCAUCUGAGCACCUAACUUACAAGUAUGAUGCUUUUUAAAUUGUUUUGACUUUUUUUAGCACUUCUAAAACCAUUACCGGUAUACACACAAUGUGUUUUAAAAGAAAGAAUUUGAAAAGCUUGCAUUUUCUAUUUGGCAUCUUAAUGUUAAUAACUUAUUUAUUAUUGAAAAUGGGAGAUAAUUUUCCAUUCUCUAUUUACUUUUUUACUCAAAAUGUACAUUCCUUCCUUUUAUAUUUAUUCCAUAUUGUACAUUCCAUUACUUGAUUUUUUGUACAUUCUUUCAAUAGCUUCGUUAUUUUUCAUAUGAAGUGAAUUGUUCAAAGAUAAUUAUUAUAUAGCUAUAGACUUUAUUUAGUGUAAAACUGUUACUUUAGGAUAUACAAUUGUAUAGUGCUAUUUGUAAUAUAUCUGGGUAUUUUCUCCGUAUAUAUCUGGGCAUUUUCUCUGUAUGUAGCUGUAGUGUACCAUAACACCUGUAUAUUAUAAUGGGAUAUUUUGAAGCAUAAACUUUAUUGUACUUCUGCUUCAUUUCAGUUGAAACUUAAGAAUUCAAACUCCCCAGAUGUCAAAAUUGUACUGCCAUUGACUUACCUGAAGGCAAGGGAAUCACAAUGCAUAAUAUGACUGGUACCAGUGGCACUGAAGGCAAGGGAAUCACAUUGCAUAAUGUGACUGGUACCAGUGGCACUGAAGGCAAGGGAAUCACAGUGCAUAAUGUGACUGGUACCAGUGGCACUGAAGGCAAGGGAAUCACAGUGCAUAAUGUGACUGGUACAAGUGGCACUGAAGGCAAGGGAAUCACAGUGCAUAAUGUGACUGGUACCGAUGACACUGAAGGCAAGGGAAUCACAAUGCAUAAUGUGACUGGUACCAGUGGCACUGAAGGCAAGGGAAUCACAGUGCAUAAUGUGACUGGUACCGAUGGCACUGAAGGCAAGGGAAUCACAAUGCAUAAUGUGACUGGUACCAGUGGCACUGAAGGCAAGGGAAUCACAGUGCAUAAUGUGACUGGUACCAGUGGCACUGAAGGCAAGGGAAUCACAAUGCAUAAUGUGACUGGUACCAGCGGCACUGAAGGCAAGGGAAUCCCAAUGCAUAAUGUAAUGUUACUGGUGGCACCAAAGGCAAGUGCAUAAUGUGAAAGGUACCAAUGGCAUUGCAUACAUGGCGCUUCCCCCACAUACAGGUGUAUAAAAUAUGUUGUACCUAAAAUGUGUGUGGGUGUGUGUGACUGAAUAUGUCAGAGCAGACAUGCAGUAAAUUUAUAUAGUUAAUUAUACCUUGAAUCAGCAUUAUAACAAUCAAUAAACCUUGGUUGUGAACUUGAAUCAUCUAAGUUUAUAUAUUUAUCAUGUAGUUUUGACUUUGCAUAUUGUUGUAUGAUUAUGUAAAUAAUGAUGAUAAAUUAUGGAGAAAAAAAUAUGGGGGACAUAAAAGGCCAUUGAAUUUCCUAAGAGAAGACUGACUAGUUCUCAAACUACCGGUACAUAGCCUUUGGACACCUGUAGCUUUUCAGGUGUAAUUUUGACGUUUUUGCUUCUAAUUUGAAACAACUUUCUUUGUUUGGUUUAAAUUAUUUGUUCCCGUGUGGACUGAAUACAUCUGCGGAUGUCUCUAACUUGCUUUUUGUACUUUUAGCUUGUGUAAAUGUUGAGUUCUGUUCAACCCGGGGCUAGAGGGCAUGGACGGUAGCAUGCAUUUCCACUACCGUCCAUGAACAGGCUCAAUCAAACCAAGCCUGCAACAUUUUCGUUUUUGUCGUGUUGAGCGACCUGUGAAGUUUCAAUUUUUUUCUAUUUCACUAGUCACUACCAGAUAUAGCUGUUCGAAUUAUGCAUUGAUAUUAAUUCUCUUCCAAGAAAUCAGAUUACAUAACAGAUAAGUAUCUUAACAAUGCACCCCAUUUUCAACAAAAACAUCAGUUUCAGUUUAAAGACAUGUCCUUAGGAUAUAGGUUACACAACAUGGAUACAAGUAUGAAACUGGUUUAUGCCAUUAUGUUUGGGUGAAGUCUGAUUGCUUUUCCUCAGAUUCCCCUGCAGGUGAUGAUAUACAUAGGUAGAUAACACACAAGUAAUUGUGAAGAUUGCAGUGCUGUCAUGGAUGUAUGGUAGUGUGCCCACAGACAUGAAUAGUUCUAAUAUCUAUCUGGCAGUUGUACCCAAAGUUCUAUACUGGUUAAGCUUUAGAAGAAUACAGUCCAGUGGCAUAUGCUCCAUUUCUACUUCUUUAAAAACAGUUUGUUAAAUGCAUAUUCACUCCUUUUGUUUAUUUGCUUAAAUUGAUUUUACGUUGUAAAUUAUAAGGAAUUGGUGUAUAAAUAAACUGAAUUGAAUUAAAUUGUAGACAAUAAAAACAAGUUGAAUUAAAGGGAAGUAAUAUUAGUAAAUGAAAUUAUCUCUAAGACUUGCAAUCAUUAAAUUUUAAAAGGAAGUAAUUCAUGUCAUAAAAUGUAUUGUAAAGUCUCCUGUAUUCUUAAAAUUUUGUUUCUUACAUUCUGUAUUGAAAAUUAAGUAAAAGAUAUAUGUUCUUGUGUAAAAAGUUUAAUUAAAAAUGUCAAAAACUGUUAAAAGAAGUCAUCAUUUACCUCUCAGUUUGAAUUGACAAAUGAGAUUGGGGUGUAGGUCCUGGGUGCAACACAUCCUCUUGUCCUGGUGAAUGUGUAUGCUAGGUUAUUACAACAUACAUCCAUGGAUAAAAAUGUAAAUGUGACAAAAAAAGACAUGACAUCUUUGACCUCAGAGGUGACCUUGACCUUAAAGCUAGGGGUCUGGGUCUUGCCUUUGACAUGUUGUCUUGUUUUAGGGAACACAUGUACCAAGUAACAGCUAAAUAUCUUGACGGAAAGAAUAUAUUGAAGGAAAACAAAAUAGUCCCAGUUAACGUAAAGCAUUCAAAUGUGAUCUUGAAAUUUGAACUAUAGGCCAGGUAUUUGUGCAUGACACAGCAUCUUAUAGGAAGCAUUUGUGCCAAUUUACAUGAAAAUUCCAAGAUGGGUGGCAGAGUGAGGUACAGGACAAGACUGAGAUGGACUGACUGAAUGACAGAUGAUGGGACUAAUAAAAAAUGCUGAAACUUCAUUUUAUUUGCAUUCAAAAUUCUUACAUGAACAAUUUAUCAAUAAAAACUACUCAUUGUCAUUGAUACAUCCGAUACAUUAAGUGCAUACAAACCGUGCCUGACUUCUUCCUGGUUAAUCUCUUCUUGUUAUUAUAGUGCUGAUUAUCUGCAAACAACAAGUGCUCUCAAAGUCUUCAUUAUCUCAUACAUGUUUGCCUAAUGUUCCUUGAAUUGUAAGGAAUUCAAUAUAUUUUGUUUCUAUUAUUUGAGGUUUUGUCUACAAUGUCAUUGAUAUAGGUGGUAAUUCUGUCACAUUUCCUGUCAGAAAAAAAUUCAUUUCAUAUUAUUUAUGAAGCUGUAUUUCUGUACCAACACCUAGAGUUAACUUCCGUUUAAGGUAUUUCUGCAUGUUUUGAAAGUCAUGGCAUAAUUCUCUUUUAUUGGGGAGCCAAUUUUCAGCACUUUAUUACAAAUUGAAAUUACCUCUGGAUAAACAGAAAUCCCACAGGGGUCCGUAAUGGACGAAGGGUACAUCAAUAAUUUUGGAACUUCAUCAAAUCGCUCAAAAUGUCAUUUUUGAUGUUGUCUGAGAGUGUCAGUAUAUGCCUCAGAUGUAAGAUAUAACCGUAUUUGAGAGCUGCAGACCUAGACAUUUCAGAAAUAUUUUCAAAAUAAGUUUCGUGUAAUAAAUGUUGUUUCUAUGGAAGCGUGAAAAGGCCAUCAGACGCUAAUACGUUUUAGUACGUUAAGGCUGGGGAAAGGAUAUGUAGAUUUACAACUGAGAAAUUUUACUAAAAUCUACACUGCAGAAACUUUUCUGUAUGGGAACAUAUCAUCAAUAUUGAGAUAUUCCCAUAUCAUCAAUAUUGAGAUAUUCCCAUAGACAUCCUUGACUAAGGACCUAAGUUUUCAGUUUAGUCUUGCAAAAAUCUCCAGCGUAUGUACCUGUCCUUUUAUAAGCUCGACUAUUCGAAGAAAAGGGGAGCUAUCCUACUCACCCCAAAUAUUUUCAAAGUCCAUUGAGAUAUUGCUUUCAUAUUUUGCAUACUUGUUUACCAUCAUGACCCCAGUCUGUAAAAAGGAGGAGGCAACUCCAUCAAGCAUUUUGACUGAAUUAUGGCCCCUUUUCGACUUAGAAUAUGCUUAUUGUAAUGUUAAGGUUUUACUCAUAGCUUAUAUUAUACUAUCAAGCACUGAGAAUUAUGUAUAGGAUAGACAAUGAGUGCCUUUGUCUACGGGAUAUAUACAACAAGCAAAGCGUACCACCCCAAAUAUUUUCAAAGUCCAUUGAGAUAUUGCUUUCAUAUUUUGCAUACUUGUUUACCAUCAUGACCCCAGUCUGUAAAAAGGAGGAGGCAACUCUAUCAAGCAUUUUGACUGAAUUAUGGCCCCUUUUUGACUUAGAAUAUGUUUAUUGUAAUGUUAAAGUUUUACCCAUUGCUUAUAUUAUACUAUCAAGCACUGAGAAUAGUCGAGCAGGCUGUCCACUGACAUCUCUUGUUGACCAAAUGUUCACAGUAUCUUGAACGUAUGAAAUUCAAGACUUAAAUUAAAUUCUGUAUGAUGCAAACAUGCAGAACUACCUUAAAUGGUAGAAACUGUUAGUAGUAGAUUGAACAAUGUCAGGUACUGUGACUACUGUCAGUAGAAACUGUUAGUAGUAGAUUGAACAAUGUCAGGUACUGUGACUACUGUCAGUAGAAACUGUUAGUAGUAGAUUGAAGGUACUGUGACUACUGUCAGUAGAAACUGUUAGUAGUAGAUUGAACAGUGUCCGGUACUGUGACUACUGUCAGUAGAAACUGUUAGUAGUAGAUUGAACAGUGUCAGGUACUGUGACUACUGUCAGUAGAAACUGUUAGUAGUAGAUUGAACAAUGUCAGGUACUGUGACUACUGUUAGUAGUAGAUUGAACAGUGUCAGGUACUGUGACUACUGUUAGUAGUAGAUUGAACAGUGUCAGGUACUGUGACUACUGUCAGUAGAAACUGUUAGGAGUAGAUUGAACAAUGUCAGGUACUGUGACUACUGUCAGUAGAAACUGUUAGUAGUAGAUUAAACAGUGUCAGGUACUGUCAGUAGAAACUGUUAGUGUAGA
This is a messenger RNA of Mercenaria mercenaria, 12272 nucleotides long. RefSeq names its product interleukin-6 receptor subunit beta-like. Gene Ontology annotation, cellular component: signaling receptor complex; external side of plasma membrane. Gene Ontology annotation, molecular function: cytokine binding; cytokine receptor activity. The record is from RefSeq and is a predicted model, not a curated record. Lineage: Eukaryota; Metazoa; Mollusca; Bivalvia; Venerida; Veneridae. Bases 1089 to 4412 code for a protein of 1107 amino acids. Gene Ontology annotation, biological process: cytokine-mediated signaling pathway. The transcript has 18 exons.